This is a messenger RNA of Numida meleagris (helmeted guineafowl), 5251 nucleotides long. It is a transcript of the gene SELENOO, whose product is annotated as selenoprotein O. The transcript is spliced from 9 exons. NCBI's taxonomy places the organism in Eukaryota, Metazoa, Chordata, Aves, Galliformes, Numididae. The record is from RefSeq and is a predicted model, not a curated record.
UUGGCCCCAGCUCGCCGCUCCCGGACCCACGCGCAUCGCACCCCCCACCGCCCGCAGGGCUCCGUUCCGUCGGCGGAGCAGAGCAGGGCGGCGGGCGGGGCCUCCCCGGGGGCGGGCGGAUGGCCGCGGCGCUGCGCCGCCGUUCGGUGUUGCCGCUGGGCGCCCUCCGCACCGCCAUGCAGCGCCCCGCGGGUUCUCUGUCGCGGCCGGGCAGCCCCGAGCAGGCGGACGGAGGGGGCUGGCUGAGCGCGCUGCGCUUCGACAACCUCGCGCUGCGCUCGUUGCCCGUCGACCCUUCCGAGGACAACGCUCCGCGGGCCGUGCCCGGCGCCUGCUUCGCCCGAGUGCGGCCCAGCCCGCUGCGCAACCCGCGGCUCGUGGCCAUGUCGCCGCCCGCGCUGGCGCUGCUGGGGCUGGAGGCCGGCGGCCCGGAGGCCGAGCGGGAGGCCGAGGCCGCCCUGUACUUCAGCGGGAACCGACUGCUGCCCGGCUCGGAGCCCGCGGCUCACUGCUACUGCGGGCACCAGUUCGGCAGCUUCGCGGGGCAGCUGGGCGACGGCGCUGCCAUGUACCUGGGCGAGGUGCUCGGCCCGGCCGGCGCCCGCUGGGAGCUGCAGCUGAAGGGCGCCGGGAUCACCCCCUUCUCCCGGCAAGCUGAUGGUCGGAAGGUCCUGCGGUCGAGCAUACGGGAGUUCCUGUGCAGCGAGGCCAUGUUCCACCUUGGAAUUCCAACAACGAGAGCUGGAACAUGUGUGACAUCUGAUUCAGAAGUUGUUCGUGACAUAUUUUAUGAUGGCAAUCCAAAAAAAGAAAGGUGUACAGUUGUUCUGAGGAUAGCUUCUACAUUUAUAAGAUUUGGUUCUUUUGAAAUUUUCAAGCCUCCUGAUGAAUAUACAGGACGCAAGGGUCCCAGCGUUAACCGGAACGAUAUUCGAAUACAAAUGCUGGAUUAUGUGAUCGGCACUUUCUACCCAGAAAUCCAGGAGGCUCAUGCAGACAACAGCAUUCAGAGGAAUGCAGCUUUCUUCAAGGAGAUAACAAAACGGACGGCACGACUGGUUGCUGAGUGGCAGUGUGUUGGCUUUUGCCAUGGUGUGCUGAAUACGGAUAACAUGAGCAUAGUUGGACUAACUAUUGACUAUGGCCCUUUUGGAUUUAUGGACAGGUAUGACCCUGAGCACAUCUGCAAUGGUUCUGAUAACACAGGGCGCUACGCUUACAACAAACAGCCAGAGAUUUGCAAGUGGAAUCUAGGGAAGCUUGCUGAAGCCUUAGUCCCAGAGCUGCCCUUGGAAAUAAGUGAACUCAUCCUGGAAGAAGAAUAUGAUGCAGAAUUUGAAAAACAUUAUUUGCAGAAGAUGAGGAAGAAACUAGGCCUAAUUCAGUUGGAAUUAGAAGAAGAUAGUAAGCUGGUGUCUGAACUACUUGAAACCAUGCAUCUCACAGGUGGAGACUUCACAAAUAUUUUCUACUUGCUGAGUUCAUUCUCAGUAGAUUCUGAUCCCUCGACACUGGCAGAUUUCUUAGAAAAGCUUACGAGUCAGUGUGCUUCUGUGGAAGAACUGAGAGUUGCUUUCAAACCUCAAAUGGAUCCAAGACAGCUGUCAAUGAUGCUGAUGCUGGCUCAGUCGAAUCCCCAGCUGUUUGCGCUCAUUGGAACAAAAGCUAAUAUAAAUAAAGAAUUAGAACGCAUUGAACAGUUCUCUAAACUGCAGCAGUUAACAGCAGCUGAUUUACUCGGCAGAAAUAAAAGACACUGGACAGAAUGGCUGGAGAAAUACAGAGUCCGUUUACAAAAAGAAGUAGAAAGCGUUAGUGAUGUUGGUGCCUGGAGUACUGAACGUGUGAAGGUUAUGAAUUCCAACAAUCCAAAAUACAUCUUGAGAAAUUAUAUUGCCCAGAAUGCCAUAGAAGCAGCUGAAAAUGGAGAUUUCUCAGAGGUGAGAAAUGUAUUGAAACUCUUGGAAAACCCAUUCCAAGAAACAGAAGAUUCCACGGAGGUAGACACAAAAGAGGAGGAAGCAACUGCUACAGCAGCUGCUUGUGCUCAAGCAACCAGAAGCAGGCUACCAUAUUGCAGUAAACCUCCACUCUGGGCUUCAGAGCUCUGUGUUACAUGAUCUUCAUAACUGCCUUGUUUUAUUUUUUGCUGUAAACUGAAGACGCUGGUCCUCCUUCAGCAGUGAAGAAUUCAGCAAGGCAAACAUCCAAGUGCUAUUAAGUUAUUGAAACAACCCUACAUUUGGAUGUAUCUACAACAGUCUUCAGCUGUGCUUAAUUUAGAGCAGUCACGGAUCCAUGGAAUGAGCUGGUAACACUGAACAGUCUGUACACAUCAUUACUUUGUGUGUUUUGAGACUGAAAGCCUUUCCUUUAUUCAUACCACACUGCAGUAUUUUCUGUUGAGACACGCUGACUUUUGAACAUCCAAAUGGAGUUGUUAUGUGAAGACAAAAGUAUCAAGUCAGGAAUCUGAUCUGUUUUUGUCUGAUGUCUUAACUAAUAGUACUUCUAACAUUUAUUUACUGCUUUUUCUAUGCAGGGACUUCUAGUCCUCUUUAAUGGAGGAAUAGGUUCUGUGAUGCUUGUUUUAAGACAUGAUUCAGUUAAUUAAUUAGUUCAUUUAUUGUGAACCUUUAGGUUGAGAUUUAAUCUUUAUCUUCAUAAAGUGUGCAGGCAAGGGUUUGAGGGGGAAACAAACAAAUGGGUGGGUUUUGUUCUUUUUUUGUGUGUUUUAUUAUAUAUUAUGCAUAAAGAGCAGUAUUAAGGGAGACCGUAUAUUUGCACUUGAAAAUCUUGGUGGUGAAGUCAAUUCAGAUUCACAAUGUUUACAUAUAAUAUACACGUGUGUAAAUAUUUAUGACAGCCAUGGGUGUCAGCCAGUUGUAAGUUGACUCAGGCAAGUUCAGUUGCCUAAAUGAGCACAAACCUUACAAAUAACCCCAGUAGUCGCGUACAGGUUCCUUCUGUUGAUUUGUGUACUCUUAUCACAGUUCUCCGUGAGAGAAGCGUGCAGGUGGGAUGCCUGUUCACAGUGGUCAGUGAGAUGCUUCCAUUCCCGCUGUGGUCUUGUACGUCUCGCUUUGCUUCUGUGGCUUUUGAAAAUGUUUACACUGGAAGUUGUCAUUCAGGAAGAUACUAUUUGAGCCUUGUGUAAAAGAUUCUAGAGGAGGGUGGGAGCUGACUCGCUUGAAAAUGUACUGAUAAUAUUUCAGUUGGUUUCAUUUGAGAUUUCAGGGGAAAAUGGGUUUAUUUUAUUGCCAUAUCAGCAAAAAUGACAAAAGAUCCCUAGUUAAAGGUUUGACUUAGCUUUCUGAACUUAGUUCUGAAGGGCUGGUUCAUGUAUCCUUAGGCAAGUCUGAUGUAGUUCAGAGGUUUCUCUUUUCCAAAAAGGCCACUGUCUUCCACUGUGAGUUUAAGGGCAGUCUACUAAAUAGUUCUUCCACCCCUGUACAGGCCAGGUAUUAGCUCAGGUUAAACUGUGCUCUUCUAAGUCUUCCUCAAAACAUGAGCUGUGGAGAAACAGGGAAAAAGCUGGGCUGCUGCUUGUCCGGUGCUGCUAAUAACCAAUUUGUUCUUGCUGGCGCCGUAAAGAGGUGAUGCUUUGAAUGCAGACAUUCAUUCUGUCUUGCGUUUGACCUAGACGUUACUUAGCAUCAGUUUCUCUGUGACAAACUGGAAUCUGCGAAACACGGAGCCUCCUGUGGCAUCUCCGAGUCCUUACUGAAAAGAGUAAACGUGGAGGAGUUUUCGUCCCAUCUGCGGCAGAAUGCUGCAUUUGGAAGAGGAGGUGCCUCUAAGAAGGCAGCAAUACCACUUGCUGGUGCAGCUGGUUGUCUCCUGGAAGCAAUCCAUUUCUGUAGGAGCUGGGCAGCUGCAGUGACUGUCAUCAGGCAUUAUCCUUCGCUGAACCUGGGGGCUCCCCAAUAAUUGUAACUGUGUGCUCGUUUUGUUUCUCAAUUUGUAUUUUUCCUUUUGGGAGGCAGAGAGGAGCUCUGCCCAAGCUGUUGACUUAACAAAGUGGUCUAAAGUAAUGAUUUUAAACUGUGCCUCAGGGAUGAUGCAUUUUUAAUGGCAUUGUGGCAUUAUUUUAUUUUGAGGUCUCAUUAGAUCGUAAUAGUGGCAUGGAGGAGAAUGGUGGUACAGCGGUGUAUUUGGACACAGGAGAUCUUGAAUUAACUACCAAAUUAUUUUCCAUUUAAAGAUGCACAUUACUUUGCUGCUGUAAUGCCAAACUCACGGAGAAUGAGAGAGGGAGAUACUUUGAAAUAGUUUGCCAGCAAAUUAAUCCUUAAAAAGGGAUGCCAAAUGUAAAAGUGAAGAAUGAAAACGUGGGCUACGUUUCCCACUAAAUGCGUUCUUUCCUUAAGGGUGAAUCAAGUGCAAGAGGACUAGAAAGCUUGAAAUUACGACUAGAGAACAUGGAUGGUGUGGCUGCUUUGCUAUGCCACUUCUAAGGCUGUGUUUGUAAUACACACACCGUGUUCGCCAGCUGUGAUACGCUCUCCAUGCUUCUGCCAGAGUUGAGCUGUGCUGGCGUCGAACUGCUCGGUCUCUCAGUGCAUGCAGUGAUAUCAGUGCUCUGUAUUUGAAUAGAAGUGGCGACCAAAAGCCAAAUAGAAUACUUGAGCUCUUCUAGCACCUUCAUUCCAAAAGGCGAGUAACAGUUUCAGCUCAUCAAUAGUCACUUGGUUCUGUUCCGUUCCUGGAGCAGUGUGGAAGCUGGAGAUUGUUGAGGACAACUCAACCAAGGUUAGCCUAGGUAAGAGCUUAAUCUUUUAGCUCAGCUCUUCAGAGAUUAGGAAAUACAGCUUGUAACGUUUGAGAGUCCGAAUACUUGAGUCAUAAACUGCUUCUGUUUUUUUUUUUAGAGCUCAUACGUGCUGUACUUAUGCCUGAAAAUAAUUAUUUCUAAUCAGAUAUUCUGCUUAUAUAAAAACACUUGGGCUCAGAAUGAAUUUGUGACUCUUCAGCAGUGUUCUUUGGAAACCCUUUGGUUGGGCUCGGUCCUCUGUCUAUGCAGUCUGACCCGCCGUGGCCUGAAAGCGGGUGGCAGCCAGGUGCCCAGCAGUCCCACAGCGCAGGGGCUGUGGGAUCUCACCGUCACUGCUUCACGAGCUACGCCUGCCUGAUGUUUCACUGUCAGCUUUCUCUUUCUUUGGAAUGUUUUUGUUUGUUUCUUUUCAGGCAAGUGCUGCUACCGUCUUUAAUUCUUUUAUUUAAAAAAAGUAAAUCCGAAAUAUAAUUUUAA